UAAAUGCCCCAGUCUUUCAUUGGAAGCGAAAUUUUCCAAUAAAGAAAUAAAAGCAUCGUGGAAAAGAAAAAAGAGGCAAACCCCAAAUUCUCCUCUUAACACCACCAAUCAAAGCCCAAUUGGUGUUGAAAGGAAAAGCAAAGCAGAUAGCGUCUGCUCUCUGUGUCUCAGUUUUUUCCAUACUCCAAGGGUAUGAGUUUUCAUCCCUUGUUUUGAUCCUCCGCUGGUUCUUGCUCUGUUUCCGAUAUGGGGAUUCAUCAUAGAAAACGGCUACUAUCAAUAUUCGGUGUCUACAUUCCUCCUCCUUGUCCACCUUCACAACUACAGCCGCCACCACCACCAACACCAAGACCAACACAAAAACCAGGCCCUUUGCAUGACAAUCAUUACAACCAAAUGCAAUUGAUUAGGAUCGGUAUUUUUAUAAGUGCAUGCGUAGUUGGCGGAGCUCUUUUCGUUGCAGUUAUGUUAGCAAUUAUCAACAAGUACUACUCGAGGAGGAAUAGUUCAAGGAGAAGAAAUUCACCAAUACUUUUUGAUACCCAAGAAGACUUUCUUGAUGAAGAUCAUGGACCUGCGAUCGCCCACCCCAUAUGGUUAAUCCAAACCGUUGGUCUCCAGCAAUCUGUUAUUGAAUCCAUCACAGUUUGCAAGUAUAAAAAAGAUGAGGGGCUGAUAGAUGGAGCCGACUGCUCUGUUUGCUUGAGUGAGUUUGAAGAAGAUGAAAGUCUCAGACUCUUGCCGAAGUGCAGCCACGCCUUUCACCUUCCUUGUAUAGAUACAUGGUUGAGAUCCCACAAGAAUUGCCCCUUGUGUCGUGCUCCUAUAGUUAGCGACGCUGCCGGUUGUCGGGUAACUGCAAGUGAACCUAAUAUGAAUGUUCCAGGUCCAAUCCAAGAAACCCAGGCAGAGAAUCUUGAGAAUUAUAGUGGGGUAGAAAACAACAGAUACAGAGAAGGAGGGACCAGUGAAGUUGGGGUUGGAGAUGGAAAGUUUAGAGCUUUGGCAAUUGAGGAUGGCAGAUGUACUGAAAUAUCAAACAAAAUUAUCAUUCACAGUUCAAGUUCUAAUAAUUGUCAUUCUCGAGCACGAAGUAACUUGCCUGACAAUCAACGAGUCAUGGAAGAAGAAAUACAACCAAUGAGAAGGUCAGUUUCAUUAGACUCAACUUCUGCACUGAAGAUUUAUCAUGCUGUGGCCAAAAUUGUUACAGAUCAAGGAAGUUCAAAAACCCAAUCAACACACCAAAAAAGUUCGGGCAAGAAGAUUGUUGUUGAUAAGCCGGGGAGUGGAACCUCGAGCUUAAGCAAACUGGUGAAAUGUCCUUCAGCUGGGCGUUCCCUGCAGAAGGGGCCGAUUUCGAUGAAAAGGUCUUUUUCUUCUAGCAGAAGGUUCAUGUCAUCCAGACAUUUCAAAAGUGUGAGCUCAAUACUUCCCUUCUGAAGAUGACAAGGGGCGUUCCGUUGUGAAUUGUUCCUUGGACAGGAAGAAGCUGGCUCCGGUAUGAAGCAUUCCUCGAGAAGAUGGUUUUGGUAUCAAAAUUCAAGCUUUUGAAAAUAAUUAAGAACAUAUGGAUCCAAAUUAGUGGUUUGUAAUAAAUAAUUAGAUUCUGGGAUCUGAAAGAAUACUUUUUGGCUAUUGUUAUUACUGUUAAUAUCUUGGAUCGCUGAUGACUGUCGCA
Carya illinoinensis is the source of this 1681-nucleotide messenger RNA. Its product is annotated as RING-H2 finger protein ATL52-like. The record is from RefSeq and is a predicted model, not a curated record. Gene Ontology annotation, molecular function: transferase activity. Lineage: Eukaryota; Viridiplantae; Streptophyta; Magnoliopsida; Fagales; Juglandaceae. The transcript has a single exon. Bases 247 to 1443 code for a protein of 398 amino acids. Gene Ontology annotation, biological process: protein ubiquitination.